Molecule: messenger RNA, 1698 nt
Organism: Daldinia childiae
Lineage: Eukaryota; Fungi; Ascomycota; Sordariomycetes; Xylariales; Hypoxylaceae
Exons: 6
Coding region: 1-1698 (565 amino acids)
Biological process (GO): transmembrane transport; basic amino acid transport
Cellular component (GO): fungal-type vacuole membrane
Molecular function (GO): basic amino acid transmembrane transporter activity
Source: RefSeq, a predicted model, not a curated record
AUGACUACUCAUCAUGAACCACCCGCGAUACUCGAUAGCGCAGUUGUGCGUAGCGGUACCAUACAGGCGAAUUUGAGUGAACCAGAUGCCAUUGAACCGCCUAAUGCCGCCUUCCAUGAUCCAGAGUCCGGAGAACGCCAACCCCUUAUAGGUUCGACCCCACCAAGCGAGGAUGAUUGGAAAGCUCCUCCUUACUUCAUCUGGAUCGAGAUGGCGAUCAUGUCCAAUGUCUUUCUUUACGGGUUUGACGGCACUAUCACAGCAGCUACAUACGCCGUGAUCAGCUCCGAGUUCGAUGCCACCAACACUGCAUCCUGGCUCACUACAUCAUAUCUCAUUACAAGCACGGCCUUCCAGCCCCUAUAUGGCCGUGUAUCCGAUAUUUUCGGUCGCCGCAUUUGCUUUUUCAUUUCUACUAUUACCUUUGCUGUUGGCUGCCUAGGAUGCGGUCUUGCAAAUGACAUCGUCUUGUUAGACUGCAUGAGAGCUCUGGCAGGCUUCGGUGGUGGGGGCCUCAUGACUAUGGCUACAAUUGUGAACUCCGAUAUGAUUCCCUUCCGUCGACGCGGAAUGUACCAAGCCAUGCAAAAUGGCAUAUUUGGCUUCGGCGCAAUAUGUGGCGCAUCUUUCGGCGGCUCGAUAGCUGAUACUAUCGGAUGGCGUUGGUGUUUUAUCUUACAAGUCCCGGUAUCUAUCGUAGCACUUAUUCUCGGUUACGUGGUCAUUAAGAACCAGCAGAUCAGCUUCAGUGGCGGUUCAGGCCUGAAGGAGACGUGGCGUAGAGUCGACUUCCUAGGGUCGUUUCUUCUUGUUUUAGCAAUCUCCGUCCAGCUUGUUGGGCUGAGCUUAGGUGGAAAUGAGUUGCCAUGGAGCAGUCCAUGGGUAAUAAUAUCCCUGGCCGGAAGCGCCGUGCUCUUCGGCAUUUUCUUCUGGGUCGAGGGUAAUACCACGGCGAUUCCAGUAAUACCCUUACGCAUGUUAAGGGGCCGUUUACCUAUCUUUAUACAAUUGUCCAAUGUCUGUGCUGGGCUCUCUGCUUAUGCGUAUCUUUUCCUACUCCCCUUAUUUUUUCAGAUUGUACUGCUCGAUUCGGCUACGACCGCAGGGGCGAGACUCGCUAUCCCAUCGUUAGCAACUCCUAUAGGAGGUCUCAUCGCAGGCAUUGUCAUGUCUCGGUGGGGGAAACUAAUCACUCUCGUCCGUAUUGGUGCAAUAUUGAUGGCUAUUGGGAACGGUUUAGUAACCUCACUAAGCUUUGUAGAUUCUAAUUGGAAAUACUACAUUUACAUCUUUCCUGCGAAUCUAGGUCAGGGUAUCAUAUACCCCGGUAUUCUCUUCACAUCACUAGCUACUUUCGAGCAUGCAGAUCAUGCUGUUUCCGCGUCUACUGUCUACCUCAUUCGAUCGCUUGGUACAGUUUGGGGCGUAUCAAUAACAUCCGCAAUCGUACAAACAACGCUCAGUAUUCGACUCCCAGCAGUAUUGCAUGAUGUACCAGAUAAAUGGAGAAUAAUCGACGCAAUUCGCCACUCCGCCGAGACAUUGCGUGAGCUGCCCCCAGAUAUCCAGCUCAAAGCACGAAUGGUUUACUACGAUGGAUUGAGAUACUCCUUUACCGCGUCAACCGUCUUUGCAAUUAUUGCGUUCUGCGCGGCAAUGUGUGCCAAUGGAAGAGGACUACGCAAAACAAGUGGCUAG